Bubalus bubalis (water buffalo) is the source of this 3552-nucleotide messenger RNA. RefSeq names its product aconitase 1 (gene ACO1). Bases 165 to 2834 code for a protein of 889 amino acids. The record is from RefSeq and is a predicted model, not a curated record. Gene Ontology annotation, biological process: citrate metabolic process; tricarboxylic acid cycle. Gene Ontology annotation, molecular function: aconitate hydratase activity; iron-responsive element binding; 4 iron, 4 sulfur cluster binding. Gene Ontology annotation, cellular component: cytosol; mitochondrion. The transcript is spliced from 21 exons. Lineage: Eukaryota; Metazoa; Chordata; Mammalia; Artiodactyla; Bovidae.
GCAGGCCCCGGCACGGCCCCGCCCCUGGGCUGGCGGCCCCGCGGCGACAGGGGGCGGAGCGGCGCCAGCAGCUGGACUCAGCCCCAGAGAGCGCCCCCAGCCUGGUUCCCCGCGCCAGUCGGAGUCCGCCGUGCACUCCGUGGGACACCUGGUCAUCAGGAAUCAUGAGCAACCCAUUUGCACACCUUGUUGAGCCUUUGGAUCCUGCACAACCAGGAAAGAAGUUCUUCAAUUUGAAUAAAUUGGAGGAUUCCAGAUAUGGAUCCUUACCAUUUUCUAUCAGAGUUCUCCUGGAGGCAGCCAUUCGGAACUGUGAUCAAUUUUUGGUGAAGAAAAAUGAUGUUGAAAAUAUCCUGAAUUGGAAGGUCAUGCAGCAUAAGAACAUAGAAGUGCCCUUUAAGCCUGCCCGAGUCAUCCUGCAGGACUUUACGGGUGUGCCAGCUGUGGUUGACUUUGCUGCCAUGCGUGAUGCUGUGAAAAAGUUAGGAGGCAAUCCAGAGAAAAUAAACCCCAUCUGUCCUGCUGAUCUUGUCAUUGAUCAUUCCAUCCAGGUUGAUUUCAACAGAAGGGCAGACAGUUUAAAGAAGAAUCAAGACUUGGAAUUUGAAAGAAAUAAAGAACGAUUUGAAUUUUUAAAGUGGGGCUCUCAGGCCUUUCGCAACAUGAGGAUUAUUCCACCGGGCUCAGGAAUCAUCCACCAGGUGAAUCUGGAGUAUUUGGCAAGAGUGGUCUUUGAUCAGGAUGGAUAUUACUACCCAGACAGCCUUGUGGGCACAGAUUCGCACACCACCAUGAUUGAUGGUUUGGGUGUCCUUGGUUGGGGCGUGGGUGGUAUCGAAGCAGAAGCUGUGAUGCUGGGCCAGCCAAUCAGCAUGGUGCUUCCCCAGGUGAUCGGCUACAGGCUGGUGGGAAAUCCCCACCCCCUGGUAACAUCCACUGACAUUGUGCUCACCAUCACCAAGCACCUCCGCCAGGUUGGGGUAGUAGGCAAGUUUGUCGAGUUCUUUGGGCCAGGAGUAGCCCAACUGUCCAUUGCCGACCGAGCUACAAUUGCCAACAUGUGUCCAGAGUAUGGGGCCACUGCCGCCUUUUUCCCAGUUGAUGAAGUUAGUAUCAAGUACCUGGUGCAGACAGGUCGUGACAAAGAAAAAGUAAAGCAUAUUAAACAGUAUCUUCAGGCUGUAGGAAUGUUUCGGGACUUCAGUGACUCCUCUCAAGACCCAGACUUUGCCCAGGUUGUGGAGUUAGACUUGAAAACAGUCGUGCCUUGCUGCAGCGGACCCAAAAGGCCGCAGGACAAAGUUGCCGUGUCUGAUAUGAAAAAGGACUUUGAGAGCUGCCUGGGGGCCAAGCAAGGAUUUAAAGGAUUCCAGGUUGCUCCAGACCAUCAUAAUGACCAUAAGACAUUUAUCUAUAAUAACAGCAAGUUCACCCUUACUCAUGGUUCUGUGGUAAUCGCUGCCAUUACUAGCUGCACAAACACCAGUAAUCCAUCUGUGAUGUUAGGGGCAGGCUUGUUAGCGAAGAAGGCUGUGGAUGCGGGCCUGAGCGUGAAGCCUUACAUCAAAACUAGCCUGUCUCCUGGCAGUGGUGUGGUCACCUACUACCUGCGGGAAAGCGGAGUCAUGCCUUACCUGUCUCAGCUUGGGUUUGACGUGGUGGGCUAUGGCUGCAUGACCUGCAUCGGCAACAGCGGGCCCUUACCGGAAGCUGUGGUAGAAGCCAUCGUACAGGGGGACCUCGUAGCUGUUGGAGUACUGUCUGGGAACAGGAACUUUGAAGGGCGAGUCCACCCCAAUACCCGGGCCAACUAUUUAGCCUCUCCGCCCUUAGUAAUAGCCUAUGCGAUUGCUGGGACCAUCAGGAUCGACUUUGAGAAAGAGCCACUAGGUGUCAAUGCCAAGGGACAGCAAGUAUUUCUGAAAGAUAUCUGGCCGACCAGAGAUGAGAUCCAGGCAGUAGAGCGUCAGUUCGUGAUCCCUGGGAUGUUUAAGGAGGUCUACCAGAAAAUAGAGACUGUGAAUGAGAGCUGGAAUGCCUUAGCAGCCCCGUCAGAUAAGCUAUAUUGCUGGAAUCCCAAAUCUACAUACAUUAAAUCACCACCAUUCUUUGAAGACCUGACUUUGGAUCUUCAGCCCCCUAAGUCUAUCGUGGAUGCCUAUGUGCUAUUAAACUUGGGAGAUUCAGUAACAACAGACCACAUCUCUCCAGCUGGAAACAUCGCAAGAAACAGCCCUGCUGCUCGGUACUUAACUAACAGAGGCCUGACUCCUCGAGAAUUCAACUCCUACGGCUCCCGCCGAGGGAAUGAUGCCAUCAUGGCGCGGGGGACAUUUGCCAACAUCCGCUUAUUAAACAAAUUCUUGAACAAGCAGGCACCACAGACUAUCCACCUGCCUUCUGGUGAGAUCCUUGAUGUGUUCGAUGCCGCUGAGCGGUACCAGCAGGCGGGCCUCCCCCUCAUCGUCCUGGCCGGCAAAGAGUACGGCUCUGGCAGCUCCCGAGACUGGGCCGCCAAGGGCCCUUUCCUCCUGGGAAUCAGAGCUGUCCUAGCGGAGAGUUAUGAGCGCAUUCACAGAAGUAACUUGGUCGGCAUGGGGGUGAUCCCUCUCGAGUACCUCCCUGGGGAGAAUGCAGACACCCUGGGACUCACUGGGCGUGAACGAUACACUAUUAGCAUUCCAGAAACCCUGAAACCACGAAUGAAAGUCCAGAUCAAGCUGGAUACCGGGAAGAUCUUCCAGGCUGUCAUGAGGUUUGACACCGACGUGGAGCUCACUUAUUUCCAUAAUGGGGGCAUCCUCAACUACAUGAUCCGCAAGAUGACCAAGUAGGCCCUGGUGUCCCAGCUGCCCGGUGGCAGGAGGAAGCACAGCAUCCACAGCCCACAGGCCCUGGGUCGGCAGCGUCCCCGCCCCAGCCUCCUCCCCCGACCCUCCCCUCCACGCAGGGGUGCUGCCUGCCCAGGGCGCCCAGUGUGGAUCCUCUGCACACAGAAUCAGCAGUUUCUACAUGCUCUAUUUUUGUUAAUCUUUUUAUCUUGUUGUAGAAUUUGGGAGCUUAGAAUGGUGGGACUGUCACUUGUGCCAAGAAGGGAGAGUUGAGCCCUUUAAGGUCACUGAUCGCUGAAUGCUGAUUUUUCACUCUUAGCCUCCAGUGUUCAGGUGAACACACGUCCGUCUCCUGCCCAGUUUCUGGUUCCUCUCUGUUACCCUCUGCUCAGUGAAACCUCCCCCUUGAGAGUCCUUCGCCUCUGUGUGCGCUGACAAGGCAGAGGGGCACGUGUUCGCACGUGGUGACUAGUCCCUGCACCUCGCCCUGUCCUCCAGUGAGUGACCCAGGCACCUCGUGAGCAGCUCAGACACGGAAGUUUUUGCUUGUGUACCUUUUGACAGAUCCACACUGAAGAAAUACGGAGAUUUCUUUCAGUAGUUUCAUAAAGUUUGCCUAGAAAACUUUUCAUAUAUCAAGAGGAGAACUUUGGAGGUGGUUUUGGAGAGAGAUGCAGAACAUUUCUAAUUUGAAUAAGAUUAAAUCUAUUUUCAAGGAAAA